Messenger RNA from Erigeron canadensis, 694 nucleotides. RefSeq lists its product as uncharacterized. The record is from RefSeq and is a predicted model, not a curated record. The transcript has a single exon. Bases 82 to 543 code for a protein of 153 amino acids. Lineage: Eukaryota; Viridiplantae; Streptophyta; Magnoliopsida; Asterales; Asteraceae.
UUUCAUUCAUCAUUGUGUUCUAUUCCCACCUCAUUUGCAACACUUUUUUCUCAUUCAUUUUACACCCUUUAAGUUUUCUUAAUGGCUUCUUUGAUACAAGAAACUUGGGCAACCAUCAAAACUCACCAAGAGGAUUUUGAUGAUUUUGAGUCCUUGGAAAUCGAUGACACCCUUUUAAUGUCGUUACUCGACGAACCACACGUCGAUGACGAGUGUGACAACGAGAAAUUAUCGAGUGUAAUCCGGUCUUUAGAAGCCGAGAUUAAGCCAAUUGUGAUUGAUGAUCAUGAUAUGAGUUUGGACCUAGAAUGGAAUGUUGAUUGGGAGGGUGUUCAUCAAUUUUCAACAACAAAUCAAAACUAUUCGAAAUCACAAGAUAUAGAAUAUAAUUGGAUAGAAAUGGAUGAUAUGUAUAUUCAAGGAUACGAAGAUGGCAUGGGUGGAAUAAUCGAGUUUGAUGGUGUUAAAGAUUAUUCCCAAAUUUCUUAUGGAAAUAGUAUUGAGGAGCAUGGUUAUGGUGCCUUAUGGCAAGAAAGUAAUUGAUGGAAUUCUCUAUAGAGGGUAUAGUAGUCCAUAUAUAUUUUUAUUGAUUGAUGGAACUCUUUUUUGUAAAUCAACUUGUAAGGUUUGUUGAUUUCAAUUGGCCUCUUUUAGUACAUCAAUUAACUAAAUAUAAAAGAAAAUAUUUAAUUAA